ACGAUGCCGGCGGUCUGGGCCGUGGGAGUCGCUCUGCUGUGGGCGCUGCUGGCCGCCCUGGUGCCCGGCGGCGUGUCGGACCUGGUGACUCUGAUCCAGGAGCCGGUGAAGCCCGAGUCUGCCCUGCUGAAGCCAAAGGUUAUGAUCGCCAUACUGGCUCGCAACGCGGCGCACAGCUUGCCACACUACCUGGGCUGCAUCGAGAGGCUGGAGUACCCGAAGGAGCGCAUAGCCAUCUGGGCAGCGACAGACCACAAUGUGGACAAUACCACUGCCAUGUUGAGAGAGUGGCUGAAGAAAGCCCAGACUGUCUACCACUAUGUGGAGUGGAGACCCAUGGAGGAGCCCAGGUCCUACACAGAUGAGUGGGGUCCAAAGCACUGGCCUCCUUCCAGGUUCAACCAUGUGAUGAAGCUGAGGCAGGCGGCGCUGAGGGCUGCCAGGGAGCGGUGGGCCGACUACAUUCUGUUUGCAGACAGCGAUAACCUGCUGACCAACCCGAACGUGUUGAACCUGCUGAUGGCUGAGAACUUGACCCUAGUGGCUCCCAUGUUAGAGUCCCGCUCCCUCUACUCCAACUACUGGUGCGGCAUCACCCCACAGGGUUACUAUAAGCGAACGCCAGACUACCAACCAAUCAGGGAGUGGAAGCGGCUGGGCUGCUUCCCUGUUCCCAUGGUGCACAGCACGUUCCUGUUGGACCUGCGUCGUGAUGCCAGCAGGGACUUGGCCUUCUACCCACCUCACCCGGACUACAGCUGGGCCUUCGACGACAUCAUGGUGUUCGCCUUCUCCGCACGGCAAGCAGAUGUGCAAAUGUAUGUGUGUAACAGGGAACACUACGGUUUCCUGCCCGUUCCCCUGAAGGCGCAGCAGAACGUCGAUGAUGAGAGCGAGAGCUUCACACACACCAUCACUGAGGCCCUGAUUGACCACGACAUCGAGGCCUCGCAGUACCUGUACGCUCCACCAGCACCGCAGGACAAGCUGGGCUUUGACGAGAUCUUCCUGAUCAACCUGAAGCGCCGUCUGGAUAGAAGGACAAGGAUGCUGAAAACGCUGACCGCGCUGGGCCUGCAUGCCACGCUGACAGACGCAGUGGACGGCAAGGCUCUGAACACAUCGCAGCUGCAGGCGUUGGGAAUAGACAUGAUGCCAGGCUACAAGGACCCGUACUCUGGUCGAGUCCUGACCAGGGGCGAGAUCGGCUGCUUCCUGAGUCAUCACUCAACAUGGAUACAGGUGAUUGAGCGCGGCCUCCAGAAGAUUCUUGUCUUAGAGGAUGACGUGAGGUUUGAGCCCAGGUUCACACGACGGCUGCAGGCCAUCAUGGAUGACAUAGAGAAAGCUCAGCUGGACUGGGACCUCAUCUAUGUGGGGCGUAAGCGUAUGCAAGUGCAGCAGCCUGAGCGCUCGGUGGACGGCGUGAACAACCUGGUUGUGGCCGACUACUCCUAUUGGACGCUCGGCUACGCGCUGUCUCAGCAGGGAGCCAGGAAGCUGUUGGCCGCCCAGCCGUUUAAGAGGAUGCUGCCCGUUGACGAGUUCCUGCCCGUCAUGUUCGACAAGCACCCCAAUGAGGAGUACAAGUCUUACUUUGAGACGCGGGACCUGAAGGCCUUCUCAGUGGAGCCGCUGCUCAUCUAUCCCACCCACUACACCGGAGAGCCAGGGUACAUCAGCGACACAGAGACCUCCACCAUCUGGGAUAACGAGAACGAAGCUACAGACUGGGACCGACAACACGCCCGUAAAACCGCCCAGCAGGGCCGCAUCCGGCCGGUGGCCCAGAACAGUGUCACCGGGGACUCACCGCCACCAGCAGCUCGCGCCUCACGGGACGAACUCUGAGACAGAGAGCAAGAGAGGGGAGAGACUCAUGUUUAUGGACAUCAGGCGUACACACACUUGAAAAGACACUUGAAAUACAAACCAGCAUACACACACACACACAUGUACACACACAUGACCGCUCUACACCCAGAUGUGUCACUGGCUGCUUGCUGUCCAACAGGAUAACAGCAGGGCUUGAGAUGCCAGUCCUGCUGGCUGCUAGUGAAAGGCUGGAGGUUGGAGUGGUGCGUGUGCACUGAGAAAAAGAGGAAGAGGAGGGAGGACGAUCCGGGACAAGGGCCAACAGGCCUAUGACCGCAGCUUUAUUUAUUCCCUAUGCGCUCUAUAGACAGACUGGCUAACACACACACACACACACACACGCAACCAUAGAGAGAAUGAGCUGGUGAUGACUGGUGCCUUAGCUCGGCCUUUGGAGACUGUUAGGGCCUGAGAAAACAUCAGCAACAUGUGGGAGACAGAUAUUGCCAUUUGCAAUA
Molecule: messenger RNA, 2333 nt
Organism: Myripristis murdjan (pinecone soldierfish)
Lineage: Eukaryota; Metazoa; Chordata; Actinopteri; Holocentriformes; Holocentridae
Gene: colgalt2b
Product: collagen beta(1-O)galactosyltransferase 2b
Exons: 12
Coding region: 4-1851 (615 amino acids)
Molecular function (GO): procollagen galactosyltransferase activity
Source: RefSeq, a predicted model, not a curated record